Messenger RNA from Hypanus sabinus (Atlantic stingray), 1203 nucleotides. RefSeq lists its product as uncharacterized. The coding region runs from base 487 to 1203 and encodes 238 amino acids. NCBI's taxonomy places the organism in Eukaryota, Metazoa, Chordata, Chondrichthyes, Myliobatiformes, Dasyatidae. The transcript is spliced from 2 exons. The record is from RefSeq and is a predicted model, not a curated record.
GACACCACUUGCAGCCUCUCCACCCUCAAGAUCCCUCCCCCAUCGCUGUUCACCAACCUGACCCCCGACUGUAAACCGGUGGCAACUAAAAGCAGGAGGUACAGUGCGGGGGACAGGGCUUUCAUUCAGUCGGAGGUGCAGCGGCUUCUCAGGGAGGGGAUCAUUGAGCCAAGCACAAGCCCUUGGAGGGCCUUGGUGGUCGUUGUUCGGACCGGGCAGACAAAUAGGAUGGUCGUGGACUAUAGUCAAACCAUCAAUAGGUUCACGCAGCUUGGCGCGUACCCCCUACCCCGCAUCGCGAAUAUUGUCAACCAGAUAGCUCAGUAGAAGGUGUACUCGACAAUAGAUCUGAAAUCCGCUUAUCACCAGCUCCCCAUCCACCCAGAGGACCGCCCCUACACCGCCUUUGAGGCGGGCGGCAGGCACUAUCACUUCCUGCGUAUCCCAUUUGGUGUCACGAAUGGUGUCUCUGUCUUCCAGAGGGAGAUGGACCGGAUGGUGGACCAGUACCAACUGAAGGCCUCAUUUCCAUAUCUGGAUAACAUCACCAUCUGUGGUCACGACUGGCCGGAUCACAACACCAACCUCCAUCGAUUUUUCCAAGUGGCCAAAGCCCUGAACCUUACUUAUAACAGGGACAAGUGUGUGUUCGGAACCACCCGACUCGCUAUCCUUGGGAAGUCUGCCGCUGGGACCACCCUACCGGCUUGGCUGACAUCCCCAGGGCCAGUGCUGCUCCGGAAGCAUACGAGGAGCAAUAAAUACUCCCUGCUGGUCGAGAGGGUUCACCUUCUACAUGCGAACCCCCAGUAUGCCUACGUGGUCUUACCUGAUGGGCGGGAGGACACGGUCUCCGUCCGCGACCUGGUGCCCGCAGGAGCAGCAGACCACUACCCCGAACACUCUAUGGUAACUAUGAACCCCGUACCCACCGAGGUGUAUACCCACCUGACACUGCGCACACCAAGCCCUACACAGACUCCUCGCGACACUCCCAUACCGGGAGCCUCGCACACGCAUAUACUGGGCGCCUCGCACACGCGUGAGGGAUCACUGAUGCCUAGUGGGCUGACACCUCCAGUCAGGCUGGAACCAGCACAACCACUGUCUCCGGUGCAAUCACCACCGGCACCUGUGCAAUCACAGCCGGUGCUAUGUAGAUCACAGCGACUGAUUCCACCACUUGAUAGACUUAACCUGUAA